UGUUGUUUGUGUGUGUGUGGUGCAUGUGUGUGUGUUGUUGGGUUCUGUAAAAUCCAUUUGGUCUUGUUUUAGUUCCCUACUGGCCACAGCACUAAAUAUGCUCCAUUCAGAACAUCCAAGAAUGGGAGGGAUUUUCAUCAUACACCUACACAAAGGUUUCAAAGCCUAACAGACACAGAUCCUCUUGCUCAAACCUCUGUAAAGAGAACAGAGCACAAGUUUUCUCCACCAUGUACAGAAGGACCACCAUCAGUGUUUUCCUGGUCGUCUUCCUGCAGAUGCAUUUGACAUUGGCACAUAGAGGAGAAGCAACUGACACAGCACAAAAGCCUUUAUACAAAAGUCUUGGGAGGCUGAAUCAGCAGUUCAAGAGAUUUCAAAAGGAGACCCUCGCUCAUCUGCAGAGCAUUGCCGAAAACGACAAGAUUUCCCACAGCGUAGACGCUCGAUUCCGGGCUUUGAGCCAGCAGUUCAAGAAGAUCUCCAGAGAGCUCCGCACCUUUAAAGCCACAACAGAGCAAGAGCUGAAUUCACUCAAAUCUUUAGCUAAAAAUCUGCAGAAAAGCACCAAGAGGCUCGAUUCCGGGCUGGCCAACAUGACCCAAGCUGUAAGAGAAAACAGCCUUCUCAACCACAGACAGAUCCAAAAGCAGAAAGCCGUUUUAUCCGACCUGUCCCGUGAGAUACACAAACAGCAAAGCCACAUUGGCAUUUUGAAGAAUCUGAUUCAAGACGGCUUGCGUGACCUUCAGGACUCUUUUAAAAGGCAUCAGAAACAGAUCACACAGUUGGAGAGUCAGGUGGAGAAGAUCUAUCAGUCUAAUUCAACGUCCAAGACAAUAGUUUUGAAUUUAGAUCCCAUUAUUUCUGACAGGAAACAACAAGAUCUGGUUCAGAGGCCUGUCCCGUCUAAACUGGUGAAAAAUAGGUUGCCACCUCAUGGACCCACCAAACAACCGCAGACGUACAAAACAAGAGAGACACUGCCAACAGCACAGCCAGAAGAGGACAUUUUUCCACUUCCACAUAGACACAAAAUCCCACACAUUCAAAUGCCAAAGGAAAAGGCCAAAAUUUGCAAUGUAGGAUCGAUGCUGCUUUUCCCAUCUGCUUCCACUGCAAACUAUGUCACUUUCCAAAAGAGUUUCCCUACUGGAAUACAUGAACUGUCUAUAUGCACUUGGCUGAGAGUCGAUGCAAACUACGUUGGAACGAUUCUGUCUUACGCCACAAAGAACAAUGACAAUACGCUCGUUCUUUAUGGCCGUAAUUCUGGCAUACUGGGCGUCAUAGACUUUGUGAUUGGAGACCCAUCGUAUCGUGAAUUGUCUGUACAGAAUCUUCUGGAUGGCCGCUGGCACCAUUUAUGCAUCAUCUGGUCAUCCAUCGAAGGUAGAUUUUGGUAUUAUUCAGACCGCCAUCUCAUAUCUACCGGAUCUAAGUUUCAGAAGGGCUUUGAGAUCCCUCCAGGGGGCUCUUUGGUUCUAGGACAAGAACAGGAUUCUGUCGGAGGGGGUUUUGAUGUAGCUGAAGCAUUUGUGGGCAGACUGGCUGGUUUUGCGUUGUGGACUCGAACCCUGAGCCCUGGAGAGGUGUCUGGCCUGGCCACCGGCAGAGGGGUGCCUCGAGGAGCAUUGCUCAGCCUUAAAGAUGUUCACCAGCGGUUCGGCAAUGUGCAACAUGUGACCUGUGAGUGUCUGGAGCACUGUAUGUAACAACUUAACCCAAGGGCGUAGAUUUGUUUUGAACAUUGGAGGGUUGAAAUGUCAACUGUACAUUUACUUUCAUUUGCUCAACUCAUGAAAAGCCAUAUUGAUAUAUAUUUACAUAUAGGGCCAUAUACGAACGUAUAUGAAGAAACAUCUUUUAUAUGCAUUGUAUGUGUUUACAUACGCCAUGUUUUGUAUGAUAAUAAUCAGUCAGAUUAAAUACAGACAAAAUAUCCCUGAAUGGUGAUUUAUGUUAUCUGUUCAUCUGUUUUAGUAUUUUGAGUCACAAUACUACUUAUGCUGCCUUGACUUUUUCGACUUUUACAAAAAAUUGUAAACAUAUACAUAUAUU
Messenger RNA from Misgurnus anguillicaudatus (oriental weatherfish), 2061 nucleotides. It is a transcript of the gene ptx4, whose product is annotated as pentraxin 4, long. Lineage: Eukaryota; Metazoa; Chordata; Actinopteri; Cypriniformes; Cobitidae. The record is from RefSeq and is a predicted model, not a curated record.